Messenger RNA from Pieris rapae (cabbage white), 1169 nucleotides. RefSeq names its product D-arabinitol dehydrogenase 1. Gene Ontology annotation, molecular function: zinc ion binding; oxidoreductase activity. The transcript is spliced from 10 exons. The coding region runs from base 118 to 1143 and encodes 341 amino acids. The record is from RefSeq and is a predicted model, not a curated record. Lineage: Eukaryota; Metazoa; Arthropoda; Insecta; Lepidoptera; Pieridae.
AAAUCGUCGUUUGUCAACAAAUAUAGUCACAAUAGUAAUUAUGUAACAAGUUAUCACCGCUCAACAAUAUUUAGAUUAAAGUGAACUGUGAUAAGAAUCGGACGAUUUCUAUACAAAAUGAAGGCUGUAGUAUUCGACGGAAAAUCCCUCACUCUCAAAUAUGACGAGAACUACCCAAUGCCAGAGAUAACAAAUGAUGAUGAUGUCAUCGUCAAAGUAGAAUAUUCUGGAGUCUGUGGUACCGAUCUUCAUAUUAUACAGGGAGAAUUUCCGGCAUCGAAGGAGCGACCUCUGCCCUUAGGACACGAGUUCAGUGGUGUAGUCCAUGAAGUGGGAAAGAAAUCUAUCUUCAAGGUUGGGCAGAAGGUCGUCGUUGAUCCAAAUCGCGCCUGCAAUCUCUGCAACUUCUGCCGCGAUGGUAAAUACCAGUACUGUCUAACAGCUGGAAUUAACAGCACCAUUGGCAUUUGGAAGGAUGGAGGCUGGGCCCAGUAUGUCAGAUGUCCACAGGACCAGGUAUAUUUGUUACCAGACGGAAUAACUACAGAGCAAGCGGGUCUGUGCGAACCAUACUCGUGUGUUUCACAUGGAUUUGACCGGGCUGCACCAAUUCCAGUCGGCACCAAGAUACUUGUUGUUGGAGCCGGUAUUAUCGGUAAUCUUUGGUUGACGACUCUUCAUCUUCAAGGACAUAAAGAUGUGACAGUCUCGGAAAUGAACAAAACGAGACUCGACAUUGUAAAGAAACUAGAGACUGGCUACAGAUUAAUAACUCCAGAUGUCCUGGCUUCGGAGAAGCUGCAGUAUGACGUCAUCAUUGAUUGUACCGGUGUCGGUAAAGUGAUGGAGGUAUCAUUUAACUAUUUACGUCAUGGCGGCAAAUAUAUUCUUUUUGGGUGUUGCCCUCCUACACACCAGGCAUCAAUAAAUCCUUAUGCUGUAUACGAUAAGGAGUUGACGAUUAUUGGUGUAAAAAUAAACCCAUUCAGUUUCCCUAAAGCAAUUGGACUAUUAAGUGCUAUGGGCAGCAGGUAUUUGAAUUACGAAAAUCUUGGUGUCAAAACUUAUGCUCUAUCAGAAUACAAAUCGGCAUUGGAAGCAUUAAAAACUGGAAGCAUUUCUAAGGCGAUAUUUAAAAUUUAAUAAAGAAAUAAAUUGUUUUGAUUGGA